Molecule: messenger RNA, 1143 nt
Organism: Orbicella faveolata
Lineage: Eukaryota; Metazoa; Cnidaria; Anthozoa; Scleractinia; Merulinidae
Source: RefSeq, a predicted model, not a curated record
AGCUAUUGAUUGGCCAAUUCCUUAAGUGGCGGAUGACAUAAAAAGAGUCCUUAAUAAGACACAUGCCAGUAAUUCCAGCGAGCUCUACAUCUCGUUACAACGCUCCCUCGCGGCUUUCUACGCAAAAGUAUUUCUCCGAGAACAGAAGCUUCUGCAUUGAGUCAAAAUGAGCCUCAGUCUCGCUCAAGUUGAAGACAGCAUCGUUUUCCAAACAGGCCAGGAAGUGAUGGCCAACAAUGGCGUUGUGUUGUUUGGGAUGAGUCCUGGAAAUCCCUACUUUAAAUCCCGUGUCAUCAAGGACUGUGUAGAAUAACUUGGAAAGGAAAAGAGAAGAAUAAUUGUGGUCGUGCCUCAGCAACCCGCAGAACACACGUACAGAGCUCUGGGAAGCAAGGAUGCUGUCAAACGAGCUAAGAAAAAUUCCAGUCAGCUCAAAUCACACUCCAGGAGAGCUAUUGAAAAGGUGGGCAGGUUUGAGGAAAUGGCCGGAGAAUUUUACAUGUUGGACUGGACGCGAGAGGUGGAUACACACGAAGCUUACAUAGAAGCUUUGGAGUUCGUCAUCAAGUUUUAUAAAAACAAUUCUGACUUCCGUCUCGAUGUAGCAAAAUCUACUGCCAAGGUCUUUGGCAAAGAUGUCACAUCUUCCGAUGAGCGUGAAUCAGAAUCCUCUGAAUCUGAGCUCGAAGAAGACGAAAACAUCCAAGAGGGUGUGUACUACUUGUUGAAAGAACUCGCUUUCAUAAUCUCCAGCAAAAAGAUCUUUAGGACAGACAACGUGGCUGUCAUUUAUCAUCGCAGCUGGCCUGUGUACGAGAAGUUUGUUAAUGGACAUUACGACGGGGAGGCUAAGAAAGGAUUGGGACUAGCCAUCAUAAAGUACAACUAGAUACUUGCUGAGACUAAAUAAUUGGGACGAAAGCUUUACAAGUUCGAUUUUGUAUAUGAAAAUAAAAGCCUCCUGCAAGAUAUCGUUAGGAAUUUGAACAGGAAACGUACUUUUCUGUAGUGAGUUCCAAAAACAUAUUACCUAUUAGCAAUGAGCUCAUUCAUUCCCUGAAAAUUGUAUCUUUGUAUUUAUUUAAAUUUAACUAAAACCGUAUGUAAGAGAGCUGAUCAAUAAAAUGGAAUCAAAAUCAUGAA